Rotaria sordida is the source of this 1083-nucleotide messenger RNA. The record is from the annotation of a GenBank genome assembly. Lineage: Eukaryota; Metazoa; Rotifera; Eurotatoria; Philodinida; Philodinidae.
AUGUCUCAAUCAUGUUCGAUCGAGAAAUGCACUCGGACAUCACGUGGACUGUGUGAUUGUUGCCAGCAAAAUCUUUGUUUACAACAUUUAAAUGAACAUAAUGCUUUACUUAUUUCUCAACUGGAUCCUUUAACUGAUGAAAUUAAUGUACUUGGAUAUUGUCUCGAAACACUAAAUAUUCAAAAAACUAUUGACAGUAGCCGUGAAAAACUUGAACAAUGGCGUCAAGAGUGUUAUAAGAAGAUUGAUUGUUUUUUUGAACAAAAAUGUCAAGAACUUGAUCAACUUGUUAAUGAAAUAGUUGAUCAACAACGAACAGUGCUCAAUCGAACACAUUUGAAGAUAACUGAACUCAUCCACAUACAAGAAACAACUCGUCAACAUAUCGAUUUAUUGACAUCAAGUAUUCGUCAACUUGAAAGAAAUAUAAACAAUAUCGAACAAAAAGGUUUAACAAUCACCACUCGUCCAUUAUUAAUAGAUGACACGCUCGUUUCGAUUGAAAGAACGACUGAUCAUGAACUUGAUAUAUCAACUCUUUCGUCUGUCUACAAAACAAUUGAUCGCUCUGAUGGAAGUUUUCGAUUAUUAACUGCGAAUGAUCGAUACUUAUUAAUACAUCAGUAUCCAAAUUUACGCUUAUUUGAUAGAGAAAUGAACAUCGUCAAACAAACAAAAUGGUCUUACGGGGAAAUUCAAGACAUGUGUUGGUCAUCAACAUUAGGUCGAUUCAUUGUGCUUGAAGAAAAUGACAUCUUUCUCAUUGACGAAAAUACAAUGUCAAUUGAUAAUGUGCAGAGAAUUGGAGAACGAGACUUAAUAUCUUGUACAUGUUCUGAUGCAAUUCUCUUUAUAUGUACAUCUUCACUUUCUACAACAAUUUAUUGUAGUAUAGAUAUUGGUUCAAUUUUCAUUGUUUCAUUCCGAACAUUAACAACAGAACCACCAAUGAGCGGUGAAUCAGACGAUUCAACAGCUAUGGUAGCACAAACAUUUGUUCAAAUGGCUUAUUUAUUACUUGAGCAACAAAUGAAGGAAAGUGCGGUUAUUUGUUUUAUUUCGUGUUCUUCAUGGGAAAAGUAA